AUGCUGUCCCUCGACGAAGAGGUCCGACUUUACACCACCAACGCAGAACGGGAGAAAUACUCUCUUCUAGCUACACUCUUCGGCAUCGUAGUCGCACUGGACUUUCUGGAAUGCGCAUACGUCCGCGAUUCAAUUACUGCUGCUGAGUUGUUGUCGCAGUAUAUGACGAUGGUCAAGUUGGUCAAGGAUUCGAUCCCGUCGAUCGAGGAGUUCAUGACCCGCUAUCGCCUCGAUACGCCUGCUGCGUUGCAUAGGAUCAAGGUAGGGGUACCCGCUAUGGUGGAACAUUCGAGCGAGGCUGGUCCGGAGACUGGAAAAUGGAUAGCUGAAACGACACAGAACUUCAUAACCUUCAUGGACGCACUCAAGUUACGUCUACGUGCAAAAGAUCAGCUGCAUCCUAUCCUUCAAGAACUCGUUACGGGGUACACGAGGUUUAAGGGGAGCAAGGAAUGGGGAGGGAAGAAGUCACAUGGUUGGGUGCUGAGGAAGUUGAACAGCAGUGCAGGCUUAAACAAGAGGUAA
Messenger RNA from Pisolithus orientalis, 525 nucleotides. RefSeq names its product VPS28 protein-domain-containing protein. The transcript has 5 exons. Gene Ontology annotation, molecular function: protein-containing complex binding. Bases 1 to 525 code for a protein of 174 amino acids. The record is from RefSeq and is a predicted model, not a curated record. NCBI's taxonomy places the organism in Eukaryota, Fungi, Basidiomycota, Agaricomycetes, Boletales, Pisolithaceae. Gene Ontology annotation, biological process: protein transport to vacuole involved in ubiquitin-dependent protein catabolic process via the multivesicular body sorting pathway. Gene Ontology annotation, cellular component: ESCRT I complex.